UCAGGUUAUAUGUUAUGCGCUACAAGCGUUCUUGUUAUCAGCAAAAUCCGACUGUUCAUUUCACGGUAAUUGCUACAGUCACAAGGUUGGAGAUUCGUGGUGGAAAGAACGUUCGACUAUUUGCUUAAACUGUACUGAUGGAAAGAAAUACCACUGUGCAAGGGAUUAUGACAUGCCAGAUGUUUUUAAAGAGGGCUGUGCUUUUGAAAAGAUUUGUUUGGCAGGAGAAGAACCUCACCUUAGUUUCAAAGAAAGCGGCAAGACUGUUACAUAUCCAGUUGUUUAUUGUAGGACUUGUCAUGAAGACAAUACGUUUAACAGAAACAACAUAUCCUCUUCUAAAUACAUAACAUGUGAAAAAAAAUGGAACGAUUGCUCAAAGGGAAAACAUAAAAUACUAUGUAAACCUGAUGUACCUACUGAUGAUCGUUUCUGCCGAUGUGAUGCCAGGAAAGGAUACUAUCCAUUCAACUAUCCUGGCCCUGUUGAAAAAUGCAGCUAUGAAAACUAUGAUUGUAGAAAUUAUAAACAAUGUAAAGCUACGUCAAAUGGAAAACCUCAACAGUUACUUUUAGAUUACACUUGUGCACCAUAUUGCGACGAAGGUUUUGGUCGACUUGAUAACAACUCCGAUGAAUGUUUACCUAUUCCCAGUUCAUCAACAAUAAAGAUAUCCACCUCGUUAAGCACAUUGGCAGAAGGAAAAACUAAAGCCGUUUCUUCCAUUUACUCAACGACUGAAAGACAAAAGCCAGAGUUAAAGCCAACAUCUCCAGACAAUACAUCGUGUGAUUAUAAGGAUGGAAAACUGUUGGUAUCAUGGAAAACACCGUCAAAUACUCCAGUCAGGAUAUCACAUUACAUAGUAAAAUAUAGGAUUGGAAAUCAAUUGCUCAAAACAGAAAAGAUCAAUUCGACGCAAACAUCAUACUCGUUUUCUUCGUUAAAGCGUGGACAAAACCUACCGUUAUGGAUAUACGCAUAUAGUUUCAACAAUAUGAGCAACCAUAGCGACAAAGUCAUUUGUGUUAUUUCCAAAGAUGCGGACGGUAACAAUACCAGUGACGUUACCAGUAACAGUACCACGAUCGUUAUCAUAAGUGUAACAGUUGGGCUUAUCUUCUUAAUAUCUGUAGUUGUGAUUUUGUCUGUCCUCUAUUGUAAAUCAAGGACCGCACCAGUUCAAGACUCUCAGAUGCCACAACCAGCCCUAAAUCCUCUUGCUCCAGAUGAGCCAGCUGCACAGCCAAUGCUGCCAUUACAUCAGCCCGAGCCCGCACCAGUUCAAGUUCAGAUGCAACAGCUACCACUAAAUCCUCUUGCUCCAGAUGAGCCAGCUGCACAGCCAUUUCUGCCAUUACAUCUGCCUGAAAAGCAGCUAGUCUCAAAGGGAAGUAAAGACAAAGCAUCAUCAGCUAAUAAGCAAAAACGUGCACCUUUAUCUGAACAAGAGGAUGUUUCAACUCCAAAUUUGUUUAAAAAGCGGUCAUCAGAAAAGUAUAGCAAGGACGAUGACAAAUAUGGUGAAAGUGCUCCUUCAGUGGGUCCUUUAGACAAUGAUGAUUGUAAUCAGAAAGCAAAAGGAUUGUUCUCUGCGCCAGAUUAUAGACUAUUCAAGAACAGUGUUUUAAUGAAAAGCUUCUCGUCGUUAGUUGAGUUGAUGGAGCCGAAAUAUUUGAUUGAUGAAUUCACAUCAAAGGAUAUGUAUACACUAACUGUUAGAAGGGAUAUGACGGAGAAACAGGACACUUCAGAAAAAAACCGUUUCAUUUUGGAUAAGCUUCUACAGAAUAAUACCUAUUAUGACGAAUUUAAAGAAUGCCUAUCAAAAUUAAAACAGACCGGAUGCUUGGAUGUAAUUAAUGAAAAGGAGAUUUUGGUGCUCAAAGAAAUGCAGGCAACACAAAACAAAAAACUGACCCGCGGCAUGUCCGUUUCAGCUAAGCAUAGUGAUGAGAUUACAAACAGACAUGCACCUGAAGAUCCUUACGAAGAAGAAAGAGCAGUAAUUGCCAUACUAAAUGAUUUAGCAAAAGCGAAAGAUUUUCGGGAGUUCAGAUAUAGAAUAAAGAAAGUAAAGGAAAGGACCGAAGGAAAUGCAAGUCUAUUUGAAUGCCCGAACGACUGUGUGGCGACAUUAAAGUCACCGAAAAAUUACAGGAACUGUCCUGCUGGAUUCCAGUCAUACUAUUCUUCUGGAUAUGAAAUGUGCUGUUUGUACCAGUCUAUAAGUAGACUACUUUGCGGCAAAGAAAACUAUCAGCAUCGACUAAGAUUAAAAGCAACAUUACAUGCAUUUCAACAUUAUGAGUGGUAUAAACAACAGUUACAAAUGCAUUUUAAAGACAAAGAUGUUGAUAGCUUGAAACAAGAACUUUAUGGAUUUGUAUCUCAGCGGACUUAUGAUAUUAUCGCUAACAAAACGGACGUAAAUGAAAUUAUUGAAGAGAGCUUGAAGGCACUGGUUAUGGAAACAGCUUGUAUUGGAACUGACAGCAGCCGACUGCAUGUAUGCUUUCUGAGUGGUGCCAUUGGAAUGGUAAUAAAGGAAUUUUUCGAGCUAGAAACGCUUUACGGAAAACUAAUAGAAGAUCUCCUAUCAGCAGCUUUAGUCAGUGAAGGUAUUCUUGAAAAAAAUCGGCAAGUGUUGCACAUAUUUUGGGUGGACGUAAAUGAAGAAGGAAAAACGAUGAACCACAUUGUUCCUCUGCUAAGAAAAAGUGACCAUGACAUGUUGCCAGAAAACAUUUAAACUGAUGUCAGCUACUACAAACAACCAUUUCCUGCAAGUUAAAACGAGGAUGAGUCUAAAAGUCGUUUGUGGAAAGGUUACAGGUCGGAAAUAAAGAAAGUACUUGUGUGAGUUGAUUAAAUGGAAAUGAUUGUAAUUAUUCUCAAGUGAAAAUGAUCUGUGAUAUUCUUUUCAUUUUUGUUUCUUUCAUUUCUAUUUGUUUAUACUGCGCUGCUUAGUUAUGGCUGUUUCCAGCAAUCACUAACAUAUCGUAGGCCCAGCGAAAUUUGAAUUUCGAGACUUGAUUUCGAUUUCAGGUCGUUUCCUAGAUUGAACCCAAAUCUUCUUUUACAUGUUGUUUUAUUUUAUAACAAUUGAUCUUUCAUUCAAGGUCCGAAUGAUAUCUCUGUACAUAUUUGGGUUUUGGUGAAAGUUGUUUUUACCAGUUUUUUGGGCGUUACUGCCUGUCUCUUGAUAUAAGAUUAUUAUGAAUAACCAAAAUUAUUUAAAAAAAAAAAAAAAAAAACCAUGGCGGCCCCCUCUUGACAAACAAAACAUCCAAUGGAAAACUGCGGUGGUCAUGUACUGCCUACACUCUACUUUUUAUUAUUAAACUAUAAUAUAAUGGUAAUUAAAAUGCAUUUAAUUAGAUAAAAAUCAAUACUUAUUUAUAGUUUAUUAUUUAGGUCCAUUUGUAUUUAUACUAGUCUGCUAUUGUAUAAAUUUUAAUUUGGCUUAAGCUCGGUUUUAUACUAUUUAACACGCUAAGUAGGUCAAAUCGGAAAAAUCAUACGUUUGAAAUUCCUUUUGAUAGAAAUGGAUGUAUUUAUACGUGUUACCAUAUAUUUCAUAAACAUGCAGUUUUUUCUAUUACAUAAUAUUAUUCUUUUCUUAUUAUUGUGGCAUUCACCACUGUUUUAUACGUCAGUCCAGAUUUCACAACGAUCGAAUAACUUGUAAUAUGUUUAUGUUAAUUUGCUCAAAACAUUUUACUGGUUAGUAGUGUAAGGAUUUUUUGUCUGCAAGAUAUCUAAAGACUGUUUAGUUAAAUAGUUUGACCAAGUUUAAAAAGUACAAUCAUUGUAUAUUACCAUAAACAAAUGUAUCAAAAAGUUUCUGCUGAAUGACAGUUAUUUUAUGCCAAGAUAUGCUUUAUUCGUUCAUAACAAUUGAGGGGUGGUCUUAUGAUAAAUACAUUUUAUAUACUAGUCAUAAACACAUCAUUUUAUAUGUAAGAAACAUGUGUAUUAAAUUAACAUGGAACGAAAUUUAUGGUAAAAAUUUACGUCGUCACGCUUUCUUUUUGUGGCUAUUAGAAUAAGUUCUGUGUGUGUAUAUAGCAAUAAUUUUUGUUGAUUUAAAGAUGUUGUAUGUGUUAAUCUAAUCUUUACAAAUAUGAAAAUGAUACCACUGUAAUUUUAUGACCUUUUAUUUACAUAAAGAGAUAUUUAAAAAAAGUAUCUUUAAUUGAAUAUUAAUAUAUUUACGUAAUUUGAAAUUUGAAACCGAUUGAUUUAUUCCGGUAAGCUGUAGGUAAAAGUUUUUAACGAUGAAAUAAUGUAAUAAAUCCAAUGUAUAUGGCUUUUAGAUGAAGUAUAUACACACUGUGAUAAGGUGUUGCGAAUUUCGUCAGUAUUUCAGAAACGGCAUUUGAACCAGGCAAAGAGCCUUCUUAAGUCGUUUACAUUUGUUUUCAUAUUCAUGUGGCAUAUCAGAAAUUGUAAAUAUUGUUUGAUGAUUGAUGUUUGAAUUUUGUGACAAAAUGCUAUGUGUGAAUUAAACAUUUUCCUCAUUUUAUUAUAUACUAAAGUGCUAUGUGUGAAUUAAACAUUUUGCCUAAUUUUAUUAUAUUCCAUCUUAAUGAUAUAUAUCAAAGUAUACGGUCUACAAAAGGCCGUUUUGGCCCAUAUAUAUUUUUUUUAUAAAAUGUACAAUGUUCAUAGUGCUGUCACACAUAGCUAGACCUAAACCAGGUUACAAAGUCUUACCUCAUUUUGACGAAAACUCUUAUUGACACGUCACGGCUGAGAUAUUUUAGCAUUGUUGCAAUGCAUAAUUGGUAUUAACAUUGUGUUUCCAAUACAUGUGCUCAUUAGAUAAAUCCUCAAUAUCUAUGUUUAAAAAAUGGAUGUGUUAUGUAUGAUUGCCACCCUGUGAGUUACUCUAGAUAAUAGGAGAGAUCGUGUUUGUAUACAAAUCCGUUGUACAUUCUAUUUUUAGAACUGAUCAGAUAAAGAUCGGGUGGGCAGACGCCGAGCGUCUAUGUUUUUUUGUUAACAGUUAUGUUUUUCUAACGGCUUAAACUUUCUUAAAACACAAAUGAUAUCAGUAAUUUUUUGAUCAACGGAAAGGAUAUAAAACGAGCAAUUUAUUGAUAACUUUUAAUUAUUAUUUCGAAAUAAAAUGGAUUAAUUAUGAACGCUUAACUUACAGUGUUUUUUCUAAAAGUUUGGAGCAUCGCUACGCCGCUAUUAAAAUCGUGUGUCACUUAAAACGAUUAUUCAUUUUCAAAAUAUAUUUUAAUAAGAAAAUAUGAAAAUCGUAUGCAUUUCAAAACUUUUUGAAUUUUAAAAAUCCAUAAAUAAACGAAAAGGUUAUUAAAAAUUAAAAAUUCCGAUCCCAUACACAAACGAUGUAAAAGUAUUUUGUUUUGCCCACCACCAGAUAAACAGGUGUUGAUACGUGACGUCAGGGCGAUCUCUCCUAUUAGUUACAAAUGACUGAAACAAUGGGAAUUCUUACGUGAUUUGGAUAGACAAAACGACAGUAAGUUAACAUUAUAUUCUUUUAUUGCUUUAAUUUAUGAGUUGUAAGUUACAAUAUAGAAGAGCCAUUUUUAGAAAAUCAAACUAGAAGGUGGAAAUAACAGCAAACUUUUGAUCAGGUCAUGAGUCAUCAUACACCUGACAAAAUUUGUCAUUACUUUUCACGAUCUGUCAAAAUUCUUUAAUCUCUCAAUUCUGCAUAUGCAUUGUUUUUGUAAGUAUCUUGGUGGGACAUUGUAGUGGGUAACUUUUUUACAUUCUAAAUCAAUAUUUGUCUUUGAAAUUGCUUUGUUGAGCUUUCUGAAGUCACGUAAGAAUUUCUUUUGUUUUAAUUUAUUGUCUGUAAUAAAGAUACCAAACCUCGAUAUUGAGAUAUAAGAAGUGUUCCUUUCUGGUGGGGAAAGGAAACUAUUUGGUUGGGAAAGAACUGAAUAUUCAUUGGGUUUUUUUUGACAUUCACCAGAAAUUCAAAACGCAAUACCACCUUAAAACUGACAAGGGAUGACGAGAAAAUCUCAUAUAGAUUUAUUUAAAGCGAUAAAAUAGCAAUCCAUCAGAUAUGAUACAAUUACUUUCUGGAAAUAUUUUAAGCAUUAACUUUAUUUUAUCGAGAACAACCCGCAUCAAGUAAACGUACCGGGUGAUAUAUGAAAGUAUACCGGGUCAGCAAAUUACAAAUAUGUUAACUAAGACUGAUAAAAACCUUUGUACUUUUAGCUCACCUGAGCCAAAGGCUCAUGGUGAGCUUUUGUGACCGCUCAGUGUCCGUCGUCCGUCGUGUGACGUGUGUCGUGUGUCCGUCAACAUUUUCUAAAAAAAUCUUCUUCUUGAAAACCACUGGGCAGAAUUAAACUAAACUUCACAGAAAUGAUUCUUGGGUGGCCCCUUUUCAAAAUUGUUCAAAGAAUUGAAUUCCAUGCAGAACUCUGGUUGCCAUGGCAACCGAAAGGAAAAACUUAAAAAAAAUUCUUGUCCAAAACCACAGGGCCUAGGGCUUUGAUAUCUGGUGUGUAGCAUCAUCUAGUGGUCUUCUACCAAAAUUGUUCAAAUUAUCCCCUAGGGUCAGAUAUGGCCCUGCCCCGGGGGUCACAUGGUUUAUAUAGACUUAUAUAGGGAAAACUUUGAAAAUCGUGUACAAAACCACACGGCCUAGGGCUUUGAUAUUUGGUAUGAAGGAUCAUCUAGUGGUCCUUUACAAAGUUUUUUUUCAAAUUAUCCCCAUAGGAUCAAAUAUGGCCCCUCCCCGGGGGUACCAAGUUUUACAUGUACUUAUAUAGGAAAAAAGUUUUAAAAUCUUCUUGUCUGAAAACACAACACUUAGACCUAUGAUAUUUGGUUUGUAGCAUUGUCUUAUAGUCCUCAAUCAAAAUUGUUCAAAUUGUACCCCUGGGGUGAAAAGAGGCCAAAGUUUUAUAUAGACUUAUAUAAGAAAAAACCUUUACAAAUCUUCUUGUCUGAAACCAUACAACCUAUGCUUUGAUAUUUAGUAUGAUGCAUUGUCUAGUAGUCCUCUACCAAAAUUGUUCAAAUUAUGCCCCUGGGGUUAAAAGAGGCCCCGCCCUGGGGUCACUUAGUUAUUAUGUGAGUUAUGUAGGAAAAAGUACUUAAAAAAUCAUUUGAUCCUAUUUCAAAGAUUGAUUAAUUAUAAUUACCUGAUGACCCCAAGUAAUAUGAUGUCACUUGACUGUGACCUUGACCUACUGGCCUACUUUCUUGUUUUUUUAAGAUACAGCCUUGAAAUUUUGAUGACAUACACAGUUUUGCACACCAAUCGUAAAACUGAAUUUCAUUGACCAUGAAUGUGACCUACUGACAUUCUUAAUAUUUUACCGUCAGUUUGACAUUUGAAACAUGUAGCUCAUAUUACUCAGGUGAGCGAUCCAGGGUCAACAUGACCCUCUUGUUCAUUUAGGCUGUUGUCUCAUUUCACUCAUUUUAUUUUUAUUCACUUCUUGAUUUUUUGAGCACGAUUUAUAAACCGAAAGUACUUUGCUUAUACAUCUUAGAUUGUUAAGCAAUAAAUAAACUGGAUUAUUUAA
Mercenaria mercenaria is the source of this 7535-nucleotide messenger RNA. RefSeq lists its product as uncharacterized. The record is from RefSeq and is a predicted model, not a curated record. Bases 173 to 2752 code for a protein of 859 amino acids. The transcript is spliced from 17 exons. Gene Ontology annotation, molecular function: protein binding. Lineage: Eukaryota; Metazoa; Mollusca; Bivalvia; Venerida; Veneridae.